Klebsormidium nitens is the source of this 517-nucleotide messenger RNA. The record is from the annotation of a GenBank genome assembly. NCBI's taxonomy places the organism in Eukaryota, Viridiplantae, Streptophyta, Klebsormidiophyceae, Klebsormidiales, Klebsormidiaceae.
GGCCCCCCGGUCACCCCCGCCUUCCGCGGGCCGCCCGUCGCCCCCGCCUUCCGCGGCCCCCAGGAAGCUGGAGUACGUGCCGUUCAGUUUCGAGCUGGUGCUGACGCAGACACCCGAGACUACCACGCUGGCGAAUCUGAGCACUGGCGCCAGCUUUGUAUUCAACGAUCCUGUCGAGAGCGUUAACAAUACGCCCGCGUUUGCCGGCACUGCGGAUGGCUUUGCCUUCUUCACUCAGGGGCUCAACUUCACCACCGGCGAGGCCGUCAUUGAAAUUGUGGCGACUAUCGUCUCCGCCGCAAACCCCCGGGACACCUUCGCUAUCAUUGGCCCCUCCAACAGCUUGAGCAACGUGGUGACAGAUGUCGCCGUUGUUGGCGGCACCGGCCGCUUCGCCGGCGCCACGGGCGCUGGCAAGAUCAGAGUCAUCCAGUUCAUUCCCGCCGAUACCACAAUUCUCCGUCUCGCCUUCUUCUUCUUUGCACUGGCAACUCCACUCCCCGUGCCGGCGGUCUAA